AGUUAUAGAAAAAUAUAUCAAUGUCAGAAGUUAAAAGAACCCUCAGAAUCACAACAGAGCAAUAUAUCUUGAAGGAUGUACCUCCUGUUGAAAACUAUCCUAUGAGAUCAUGGUCGAUUCAGAUUUCAAUGUUGGACCAAUCGGGCCAUGAAAUACCUGCCAAUAUCUUGGACAAGGUUACAUAUAGUUUACAUCCAACAUUUGCCAAUCCAAUGAGAACCAUAAAGUCACACCCAUUUAGAGUAGAAGAACAAGGUUGGGGUGAGUUUGAUAUUCCUAUUGCUGUUCAUUUAGUCGGUUUGCCAGGCAAACUGGGAGAAAGAAAAUUCAAUCAUGAUUUGAAUUUCUUACUGGAAAAGUAUGUUGUUGAUCAUACUAUUUCUAUCCCUACAAACAAAUCUCAAGCUUUAUCUAAACUUUUAUUAGAAAGUGGUUCUGUUCCUGGAGGACUUGAUGGAAUUGCCGAAAAUAAGCGUAGAAAUGAUGAUGUAUCUGGUGGUUCAAAAGUUAAGAAGUCCAAAAAUGGAUCUAGUGUAUCAGUAAAGGGAGUGGUUGAUUUGGAAAAAUUAUCAAAUGGGUUAACAAAACUUACUGAAGAUGACUUAAUUGUUAUUGUACAAAUGGUGACAGACAACAGAACGAAUGAUAUGAACAUAAAAAAUGAUGUGGAUAAUGGUGAAUUUACCAUGGACUUGUUCACUCUACCAGAAUCUUUAUUGAAGAGUUUGUGGGAAUAUGUGAAAAAGCACACAAAUGAAGCUUAA
This is a messenger RNA of [Candida] anglica, 764 nucleotides long. The record is from the annotation of a GenBank genome assembly. Lineage: Eukaryota; Fungi; Ascomycota; Pichiomycetes; Serinales; Debaryomycetaceae.